Messenger RNA from Rhagoletis zephyria (snowberry fruit fly), 554 nucleotides. RefSeq names its product vitelline membrane protein Vm26Aa-like. The record is from RefSeq and is a predicted model, not a curated record. NCBI's taxonomy places the organism in Eukaryota, Metazoa, Arthropoda, Insecta, Diptera, Tephritidae.
AGCUACACAGUUCCAGUCACUUGUACUCAAGUCAAACUUACCAGCCAAGAUGAAAUCCUUCGUUUGCAUUGCUCUAGUCGCCGCCCUCUUCAGCGUUGCCUUGGCUAGCCCAGCUGGUAAUGCGGCUGCCACAUCUAGCGUCCAGGAAACCCAAGCCGAGCAGAAUCAGCAAGCUGCCUACGAUUUAACACGUUUCCGUAAAUCCGCUUAUGGUGCCGCUCCCAGCAUUCCAGCACCGCCUUGCCCCAAGAACUACCUGUUCAGCUGUCAACCUAACUUGGCUCCAGUUGCUUGCGCUUCUCCCGCCGCAGCUUCAUACGGCUCAACUGGUGCCUACUCAGCGCCCAUUCCCGCUUACGUCGCUCCUAUUCCUGCUGGCUAUGCUGGUAUGGGCUUCAACCCCAAUCAAUACUACCAAUAUUGAAAAGGAAAUGAUCUGGAAUGGCAUCGGAAUCCAAGUAGAGGACAAGCGAUAAAAAUGUGGAUGCGAAAGAGUAGCUAAAGCAGAUUUAUUACUUGUAUUUUUUAGGAGAUUGAUAAAUAUUAGUGAAAAA